UGUGUACACAACGAACAAAACUUUAGCGCGAAAACCGGAGCCGGGACAAAUGACACGAUAUAUAGAGACACUGUGGAUUACUUUUAUAUAAACACACAUUUUGAACCGCCGCAGAAGGACAACCACCGCCAAAAUGGACGAAUAUGAUGAAAUGUACGGAAUCGAGGACGAUUUUGAGCAGCAGUUCGCGGACGAGCUGGAGGUGAUGGCUGAAAUGGACUCAGUUGAGCCGCCUUACCAUGGAAAGGUGUCAGAGUUCCGCAACAAGAAGUCUGCGCCACAGACGUUUGAAGACGCUCUUACAUCCGGGGACUUGCCGUUAAGGAACCCAGCUGCAGACACAUCGGCCUUAGACACAGCAGCAGCACCGCCAUGUGAUGGAGAGGAGUCACUGACCCCGAAAGCAAAGAGGCGCAAGCAGGACGUUGCUAAAAAGCUCCAGUUUGAUGCCACGCAGGAUGAUGGCAUCACUCCUCCUUCCUCCCCUGAGGUGUAUGAGAAGUCAGACAGGAGCAGGCCUGCGUUUGCGCUGUCUCUCUCUCCUGAUAGGCCACAGGUUGCAAUGACGGCCAGCAUGUUGGACAUCAGUGGCCUGGCAGCGCUACAGGAAUCGCCUAAGAGGGUGACCACGACAGCUCGUCAUGCACAGAAACGUCCCCCGGCAAUGGGGGAUUACAUCACUGUCACAGACUCGAUGGGCAACAGAGUUUAUCUUAGCAAGAAAGAGGAGGAGGAUGACAAGGUACCAGAUCCACGUUUUUUUCGGAAUUCCCAGAGUGCACUGGGACUCCUGGCUGUACCCAUAGAGGUCCUCAAAGAGCAAGUGGCUGAAAAGCGUCACCGGCAGUUGGUGGAGGAAUCCCAAAGGCUAACGGAACUUUUGAACAGUGGUAUAGAUCCAGAGCUUCUAGCAGAAGAGGAUACAGAAGAUCCUGGAGAGAAUGAUGAUGGUGCUGUGGACGAAGGCUCCUCCUCUCGUUUAUGGGUGGAUCGCUUUGCACCGCAGCAUUAUAUGGAGCUACUGAGCGAUGAUUUCACCAAUCGUUGCCUGUUGAAAUGGCUGAAGCUUUGGGACACAGUUGUUUUCGGCAGGGAGAGGAAGCAACGACCGGCUGCUCCAGAGGUCAGGUCGAAUAUUCCCAACGCACAAAACCAAAAUCAAGCUCAGCGCUUCAAAACUAAAAGCCAGAUCACUGAAGAGAUACUGGAGGCAGAGCUAGACCAGUACAAAAGGCCCAAAUAUAAGGUAGCACUCUUGUCUGGCCCUCCUGGUUUGGGAAAGACCACGUUAGCGCACAUCAUUGCCAGACAUGCAGGAUACAAUGUUGUUGAAAUCAAUGCUAGUGAUGACCGCAGUGCAGAGCUCUUUCAGAAACGCAUUGACACCGCCACACAGAUGAAGUCAGUGCUGGGAGCGAAUGAGAAGCCAAACUGCCUUGUGAUUGAUGAAAUCGAUGGGGCUCCCUCUGCUGCCAUCAACAUCCUGCUGGCGACUCUGAAUAGGAAGGACAGUCGGGAAGGAGAGGAGUCGAGCUCGAAUCCCUUAAAGAAAAAGAAGAAGAAAGAGUCUGUAUUGCUUCGGCCAAUUAUCUGCAUCUGCAAUGAUCUUUAUGCUCCUGCUCUGAGGCCCCUGAGGCAGCAGGCGUUCCUUUUAACUUUCCCCCCGACGCAGCCCUCCCGCCUUGCGCAAAGACUGACAGAGAUCGCACGGCGACAGGGAAUGAAAGCAGACACAGGCACUCUGAUGGCUUUGUGUGAGAAAACAGACAACGACAUUCGCUCCUGCAUCAACACGUUACAGUUUUUACAUGGCCGUGGCCAAAAGCAGUUGGAUCAGCGUGUUGUGAGUUCUAUGUGCGUUGGGUUAAAGGACCAGAACAAGGGACUUUUCUCGUUGUGGCAAGAAAUCUUCCAACUUCCUCGAUUGAAAAGGAAACGGAUUGGUGGAGAUGUAUUUGGAGGCCUUGAGGAGGUGGGGCUUAAAGAUGGAACUCAAAGACUUCAGCACAUCCUUCACCUGGCCUCGUCCAAUGGAGAGCAUGAGAAACUUACACAGGGCCUCUAUGAUAAUUUCCUCAGUAUGAAGCUGAAAGACCCCGGGCUGUUGGGGGUGUGCGCCGGCCUGGACUGGCUCUGUUUUUCAGACCUCAUGAAUGAGUGCAUUUUACACGGACAGAACUACUCGCUCAUGCGCUACCUUCCCUUCUUGCCUGCUGCUUUCCAUUAUUUAUUUGCGGCCAACUCUGUGCCGCGCAUCAGCUACCCCAACAGCCACUACGAGGCUCUUACAAAAACUCAGCACACCAAGAAUGCUGUCAUUUCCAUGUUGGCUGAGAUCCCUCCUGGAAUACGGAGUCGAAUUUGCCAGAGCACGCUCUGCUUGGACUUCCUCAGCCUUUUGCUGGAACUCAUCUGCCCCAGACUACGACCGGUAAAUCCUCAGCUGUACAGCGCCAGGGAGAAACAGCAGCUUUGUGAGCUCAUAGAUACCAUGAUCAACUAUAAUCUGACCUACAGACAGGAUCGGACACCUGAGGGCCAGUAUACUUAUGUACUUGAGCCACAUGUGGAGGAUGUGGUGCGUUUUCCUGGUCUGCCCCCGCGGAAGCAGCUGACCUAUCAGGUGAAGCAGCUGAUAGCCAGGGAGACGGAGAUGGAGAAGAUGAGAAGGGUCGAGCAAGCCCACCAGAAACGCAACCCUCAGAGGACAGAGGCAGUUGAAGGGGAACAACAGGUGAAGAAGUCAGAAACAAAGAAGCAGACGAACAGGAACCACCAGCAACGACUGGAGAACAUAGUCAAACAAACUGUGGUGGAGAGCAAGCCUGAAUUGGAUUUCUUUGGACGAGCCAUUGUUCCAAAAGAGAAGCCUGCGGUCACCACAGCAACAGGUGAAGACGGUAAAGUGAACGGGACCUUGCAGAUUGGUAAAGCUGUGGGAAACAGCGAUGUGUGGUUUAGGUUUAAUGAGGGUGUGUCCAAUGCAGUGCGUCGGAAUGUGUACAUUAGGGAGUUACUCUGAGCAUUCUAACUAAUAUAUGAGGAAAAACAGACCUUGUCGGAACAUGACCCAAGCUGAUAAAUGUUUGAUAUUUGUACAUGUAACUAUAAUCUUGAGUAAUAAACUGUAUUGUUUCAUAAAAAUCUCCAGCA
Molecule: messenger RNA, 3153 nt
Organism: Colossoma macropomum (tambaqui)
Lineage: Eukaryota; Metazoa; Chordata; Actinopteri; Characiformes; Serrasalmidae
Gene: chtf18
Product: CTF18, chromosome transmission fidelity factor 18 homolog (S. cerevisiae)
Exons: 22
Coding region: 134-3022 (962 amino acids)
Molecular function (GO): ATP binding; ATP hydrolysis activity
Source: RefSeq, a predicted model, not a curated record